CCUUUGCGGAUCAAAUACAAUUGGCGAGAGAUGAACUACGGAUGGGAAGGGGAAAGAAACAAGAACAUUCUGAGGAAGUGCUACGAACACUGAGCGCUAGAUUAGAAAAUAAAGAAAAACUGUUUGAAGCAGAAAUGAAAAAGUACAGCUCUCAAUUAGAGGAGCUGCAGAGACAAAAUGAAAACCUAGAGAAGACAAUUGCGCAACUCCAAGAGCAAAAGGAAAGGAAAGAAGAUUUUCCUGUAGCAGAACAACUGCAGAGAGAAAUUGCCCAACUCAAGGAGGAAAAGGGGAACUUGGAGAAGAGAAUAAAAGAACUACAGGAGGAAAAGGAGGAACUCCAGGAGGAAACAGAUGAAAUGAAGAAGGAAUUAGAAUGGAGAAGGGCUCGGAACAAUUCAGAUGAUAUCACUCUUCACAGAGUCACGGCCCACCCCAACAUCUCCAUUGCUGACAAUAAGAAGAGUUUGAAACAUGAAGCCCAACCUCAGCAAGUUCCACCAAAUGCAGAGAGGUUCGAUUCGACCAUCUGUGUGUUGGGCUGUGAAGGAUUCUCCUCUGGAAAGCACUACUGGGAGGUGGAGGUUGUGAGCAGCACUGACUGGGACCUGGGGGUGGCCAGAAAAUCAAUACAGAGAAAUGGAAAACUUUCCCUGUCCCCUAAAGAGGGAUUCUGGGCUCUGGGUCUGAGUGGGAGAGAUUAUUGGGCAAAAACAGACCCAUGGACCCGGGUCAUGGUGCAGAAAAAGCCCCAGAAAAUUGGAGUUUAUCUUAGUUACCAAGACAGGCAGGUGACUUUUUUCAAUGUAACUGAUAUGUCUGUGUUGUUCACAUUUAACAAUUGUUCAUUCUCAGGAGAGGUUUAUCCAUUCUUUAAAAAUUCACACAAAGAAACAACAAUGAGAAUUUGUUCAAUUAAAGAGGAAUAAACAUAACAUGGCACUGAUGCUGAUUUUAUACUGGGGUAACUGAAAUCAAGGUUUUCAUGAAUGUAUUUUGAUGUAAAAAAGCUGUUUUUUAAAAAACUGUACAUUGUCAUGCUGUCUUGAUUACAUGUUUUGCAAUAAAAUGUUUUCAUUUCC
Messenger RNA from Chelonia mydas (Green sea turtle), 1082 nucleotides. RefSeq names its product butyrophilin subfamily 3 member A1-like. The transcript is spliced from 18 exons. Lineage: Eukaryota; Metazoa; Chordata; Testudines; Cheloniidae. The coding region runs from base 42 to 929 and encodes 295 amino acids. The record is from RefSeq and is a predicted model, not a curated record. Gene Ontology annotation, molecular function: protein binding.